Molecule: messenger RNA, 1498 nt
Organism: Cottoperca gobio
Lineage: Eukaryota; Metazoa; Chordata; Actinopteri; Perciformes; Bovichtidae
Gene: pudp
Product: pseudouridine 5'-phosphatase
Exons: 4
Coding region: 40-735 (231 amino acids)
Molecular function (GO): phosphatase activity
Source: RefSeq, a predicted model, not a curated record
CCGACAUUUUGAACGCGGAACUAAACCCAUGAGUCAAGCAUGUCUGCCUUAAAUCACAACUACAAACCCGUGAGCCAUGUCGUUUUCGACAUGGAUGGAUUAUUAUUAGACACAGAGCGACUGUACACUGUGUCCUUCCAGGAAAUAUGUGACCGCUUCGGAAAGCAGUACACUUGGGACGUGAAGUCGUCAGUGAUGGGUAGGAACGCUCUCGAUGCUUCCCAGAUGAUCCGAGAUGCUCUGGAGCUCCCCAUGUCUGCCCAGGAACUCCUCGCUGAAAGCAGACGGAUACAAGAAAGGAUCUUUCCCUCCUCCAAACUCAUGCCAGGUGUGGAGAAACUGGUGCACCAUCUACAGAAGCACAACAUCCCCAUCGCAGUGGCCACCAGCUCGGCUGGGGCGACGUUCCAGUUGAAGACGUUGAACCACAAAGACUUCUUCAAUCGGUUCGACCACAUCGUUCUGGGCGAUGAUCCCGAGGUGAAGAAAAGCAAACCCCAGCCUGACUCCUUCCUGGUCUGUGCCAGAAGGUUCAUCCCUCCGACUUCUCCAGAGAACUGCUUGGUGUUUGAAGAUGCUCCCAACGGCGUGAAGGCGGCACUGGCUGCGGGGAUGCAGGUGGUGAUGAUUCCUGAUGACAACAUGGACCCCAGUCUUACCCAAGAGGCCACGCUGCGACUCCGAAGCAUGGAGCAGUUUGAGCCGCAGCUCUUUGACCUGCCGGCGUUCGACUAAGCCCAUAAACAAACCAAAAAAAUACAGAAGCAGUGCUGAUAGAGUGAGAAAACCAAGUAUACCUUACCAUGUUGUAAUUACCACUUAAUGACGGCCAUUGUUCUAUCAGAUUAGAUGUUAGACAAACCAAGCUUUAUUUACGUGACAUGUUUUUUUAUAUUUCUCAACCCCCAGGGGUGACCAGACAUGUUGAGGUACUUAGAUAUUCAUCUCCUACACAUCUGCCACCAUCCUAAUACAGGGAAAUUAAUUUGUGCUGCUCAAAACUUUCAAAAGUAGUUCUAUACCAAGUGUUGUAAUCAAAAGACAGUUUCUGAAAUCAGGAAAGCUCAUGUCUGCUUCAACACUUAAGACAAUUCACAUAUCCCCCCGUCCCUCUGGCUGAGCAGGCUUUUAAUGGAGGGCCCUCUGGAGCAGUCUGGUGCCUGGCUCCCUCAAAUAGGAUUUCACUGCACUCCCAUCCACUUCCCCCUCCGCGCCUCCCUGGCCUUUCAUCCUCAAGGAGGGUGUAGUCUCUUCGGCGUUUUCCCCCUUCCCCUGCUCACAUCACUCUGUAGUUGUCAUGGCACAACAUGUGCUUCAUUUUCCUUUUGCGUUUAAGUCUGACCACCGAGUGACUUUAGCGUUCAAACCGAUGUCUGCAUUUGAAUUUAGAUUCCAAUCAAAGGCUGCAUGAAAGUAAUGCUGGGCCAGGUCCCAAAACUGUGUAAAAUGUGUUAACUUUUCAUUAUCAAAUAAAGGAAUCCAUAACACAAAACCCAGA